Dacryopinax primogenitus is the source of this 1648-nucleotide messenger RNA. RefSeq names its product acid protease. The coding region runs from base 407 to 1648 and encodes 413 amino acids. The record is from RefSeq and is a predicted model, not a curated record. Gene Ontology annotation, molecular function: aspartic-type endopeptidase activity. Gene Ontology annotation, biological process: proteolysis. NCBI's taxonomy places the organism in Eukaryota, Fungi, Basidiomycota, Dacrymycetes, Dacrymycetales, Dacrymycetaceae. The transcript is spliced from 7 exons.
CGCAUCGGAGGAGGAAGUUGACACUCCACUUUCUCCCAUCACCUAUCGGGAGACAUUUCGAAUAGAACCUCUGCAUGACAAGCGAUUCACGUCUCACUUUCCGGCGGUGCUCCAUACCAACCAAGACGCUCCUUGAUUGAGGAUGUAAUGUCUGGCCGCAUGCUGGUCGCACCCCUAUGCAUACUGUGAUUCAAGUCUCAUACGCCGGUCGUCGGUGGAAGGCAUGGAUCAUCCUACUCACUGUGCGAGUUUGUCCGCAACAAUUCGCGUACUCCUCUGGUUACCUCUGUUAUCCGGCAAAUGGUUUCGUUCGACAUCCCAGCAUCGCUUGAACAUCCAUAAAUACUGCUCCUAGAUGGUAUUGUAACCACAACACAGUACCCCUCGCCCCAGCCCCCCAGUCAUCAUGCUCACUUCAAGCCCGCUUCUUGUCGCUGCCUUCGCCUGCCUCGCCGCGGUAUCUGCUACUCCCAUCGACAUCACUCGGGAUGAAGGAUUGUCAAUCCCCCUCAGCAAGCGCAGCAACCUACGCUCCGAGACGGGAGUUGUGAACUUGGAUGUGCUCAAGAAUCAGCUGGCCAGAGUACAGAACAAGUACGCUCGUACCUUGAAGCAAUACGAAGCCAAUUUAGGAAGACCACACACUCUCGCCCCCGGAUUCUUCGACAGCCUCAAGAAACGCAGCACUGCUUCCGACGGAAUGACAGACGACGGUGACAUGGAGUGGUACGGAAACGUCGUAGUGGGUACACCUGCGCAGACGUACACCGUGGAUUUUGACACAGGCUCGAGCGACUUCUUCCUCCCCGAUUCGUCCUGCGGAGACUGUGGAAGCCAUGAUACGUAUAACCCUUCCUCUUCGUCAACGUCUAAACCCCUUGGCAAGACAUUUACACUGACUUACGGCGAUGGUUCCGAGACUUCUGGCACCCAGUAUACUGAUACGGUAUCUAUUGGCAGUCUGACAGUCAAGGACCAGACGUUGGGCUCAGCGACCUCCUACUCGAGCGAAUUUGAAGAAAGUGUGCAAGACGGGCUAAUGGGUCUUGCCUGGCCCCAACUCUCCGUCUACCCAGCGACACCUUUCGUGUUCAACCUCAACAACCAAGGCGCCCUCUCUUCCGGUUCCUUCUCCUUCAAACUCGCUGAAUCCGGUUCGAGCCUCUUCAUCGGCGGGGCAGACUCGUCUCUCUAUACCGGGAGCUUCUCCUAUACACCGGUGACGGAACAGGGCUAUUGGGAGGUGACGACAAACUCACUCAAGAUCGGCGGUACUACGGUGGCGAGCAAUCAGAACUCGAUCGUUGAUUCGGGAACUACGCUCAUCUAUGUCGACUCGUCCAGUGCCCAAUCACUUUAUUCGCAUAUUUCCGGAGCGAAGGAAGACGACUCUCUGGGAGACGGUGUCUAUACCUUCCCGUGCAACAACGUCCCCAACAACAUAGAGGUCGUCCUCGCCGGAAAGACUGUCACCAUCUCCCCCGACGUAUUCAACUUCGGCCAAGUCUCAGCAGGGUCAAGCAUGUGUGUAGGCGGUAUCGCGGCAGGCAACUUUGGAUUCUGGAUCUUGGGCGACGUCUUCAUGCGGAACGUUUACACCCAGUUUGAUAUGACGAACUCACGUGUGGGCAUCGCGACUCUUGCUUGA